Messenger RNA from Oncorhynchus keta (chum salmon), 1947 nucleotides. It is a transcript of the gene lratb.1, whose product is annotated as lecithin retinol acyltransferase b, tandem duplicate 1. The coding region runs from base 16 to 1608 and encodes 530 amino acids. The transcript is spliced from 17 exons. Lineage: Eukaryota; Metazoa; Chordata; Actinopteri; Salmoniformes; Salmonidae. The record is from RefSeq and is a predicted model, not a curated record.
UCCGGGUGGUCAGUAAUGUGUGUUUGUAUAGGUAUCCGGGUGGUCAGUAAUGCCGGGGGUGUGAACCCGCUGGCGUGCGCUGCCGCUAUACAGGAAGUAGUCAAGAAAGCGGGACUUGAUCUCAAGGUCGCCGUGGUGACUGGAGAUGACCUCAUGGCUCUGAAAGGCAGUCUGUCUGAGGUGAGAAUGGCUGAUGGGGUGAGCAGGUCUAAGCUGCCUACAACCGUCCACAGUAUGAAUGCCUACCUGGGUGCAGUGCCCAUCCAGAGGUGUCUAGACCUGGGGGCUGACAUUGUAGUCACAGGGAGAUGUGUGGACAGUGCUGUCGCCCUAGGACCUCUUAUGCACUCUUUUGGGUGGAAGCAAAACAACUAUGACCUGUUGGCAGCUGGGAGUCUUGCAGGCCAUCUCAUAGAGUGUGGUGCCCAGGCAACAGGUGGCAUAUUCACGGACUGGCACACAGUACCGGACUGGGAUAACAUGGGAUUCCCAGUGGUGGAGUGUUCAGCUGAUGGUUCCUUCAUUCUGUUGAAGCCGCCCAAAACAGGCGGAUUGGUGUCGUUCGGGACGGUUGCCGAGCAACUGGUGUACGAGAUCGGUGACCCGCAGAAAUACCUCCUUCCUGACGUCACCUGUGAUUUCUCUAACGUCAACAUCACUGAAGUAGCAGGAGUGGAGGGAGGGGCUGUCAAAGUCACCGGGGCCAGAGGUUUUGCUCCGUCCAAUGACUACAAGGUGUGUGCCACCUACAUGGAUGGGUACAGGGCUACAGCAGUUUGUCCAGUAGGGGGCCCCAGAGCCACCGAGAAGGCCAGACGCACCGCAGAGAGCAUCAUCAAACGGACGCGUCGGAUGUUCAAGCAGCUGGGUCUGGAGGACUUCACCGCUGUCAACAUUCAGGUGUUGGGGGCCGAGGAUACCUACGGACCACACAGCAAUAACACGACCCCUAGAGAGGUAGUAGUCUGGAUGGCUGUGCGUCAUAAACAGAAGAAAGCUCUGGAGUUCUUUGCCAGGGAGAUAGCACCUGCAGGAACAGGCAUGGCUCCUGGACUCAUGGGCAUAGUUGGAGGACGACCAAGAGUCUCUCCGGUUCUGAAACCUUUCUUCUUCAUGCAUUCAAAGUCUCAGCUGAAGGUGGACGUGCACAUUGGUGGAGAGCACGCCGAGACGCACACUGGGGCGGAGUCAGACUCUGAGGCUCCGCCCCCAGCGGAGGAGAAAGCUGUACCUGUCGCAGAUCUGCCCAGUGGUCCCCACUCCUACAGGCUGGAGGAGUUGGCCUACACCAGGAGUGGAGACAAGGGAGACUCUAGUAACAUCGGUGUGAUAUCGCGCCACCCCCUUUACUUCCCCUACCUGAAGAAACACCUGACGGAAACAGUGGUGGGGGAAUAUUUCCAUCACCUCAUACAGCCAGACACACAUGAUGCUGUCACACGUUAUGUGUUACCAGGGAUUCAUGCUCUCAACUUCGUCCUGCAAAGCUCUCUGGGAGGCGGUGGGGUGGCAUCGAUACGCUGUGACCCUCAGGGUAAAGCCUAUGGUCAGAUGCUGCUGGACCUCAAACUGACCGGCUUACCAGACCUCAAGUCUCUGGUCGACUGAGACGGGGAGAGAGAGAAAGACAGAGAGAGAGAGAGAGAGAGAGAGAGAGAGAACAAAUAUAUGAAGAAAUAUAGAGAUGUAUUGUUUGUCAAUGGAGAAUUCUCAUGAUAUAUCCUGGCUACAUACAAUUGAUUCAGGACUGGAAGAGAGGGCAGCAUUAUCUCCGUGUGUCUCAAAUGCACCCUAUUCCCUAUGUAGUGCACUACUUUAGACCAGAACCCUAUGGAACCCUAUUCCCUAUGUAGUGCACUACUUUAGACCAGAACCCUAUGGAACCCUAUUCCCUAUGUAGUGCACUACUUUUGAUGUUCUGUAUCAUUAAACUAUGUGUCUAUCUUA